Sapajus apella (tufted capuchin) is the source of this 12476-nucleotide messenger RNA. It is a transcript of the gene PTCHD4, whose product is annotated as patched domain containing 4. Gene Ontology annotation, cellular component: membrane. The transcript is spliced from 4 exons. The coding region runs from base 87 to 2792 and encodes 901 amino acids. The record is from RefSeq and is a predicted model, not a curated record. Lineage: Eukaryota; Metazoa; Chordata; Mammalia; Primates; Cebidae.
GACGCUCCGCACGGAACCACCUCCAGCGAGGGAGGCCAGGGGACUGCAGCACCGAGAUGAAGGGCUAGACCGAGGGAACGCUGCUCAUGCGACGGCCAGGAGCGCCUGCGAGCUGGAUCUGGUGGAGGAUGCUGCAGCAGGUGCUUCGCAGAGGGCUCCAGUCGUUCUGCCACAGGCUGGGCUUGUGCGUGAGCCGGCACCCGGUCUUUUUCCUCACCGUGCCCGCAGUCCUGACCAUCACCUUCGGCCUCAGCGCGCUCAACCGCUUCCAGCCCGAGGGCGACCUGGAGCGCCUGGUCGCUCCCAGCCACAGCCUGGCCAAGAUCGAGCGCAGCCUGGCCAGCAGCCUUUUCCCCCUGGACCAGUCCAAAAGCCAGCUCUAUUCGGACUUACACACCCCUGGGAGGUAUGGCAGGGUGAUCCUCCUCUCCCCACCCGGGGACAAUAUUUUGCUCCAGGCUGAGGGGAUCCUGCAGACCCACCGAGCCGUGCUGGAAAUGAAGGUGAACCACAAGGGCUAUAAUUAUACUUUUUCCCAUCUGUGUGUGUUGAGAAAUCAGGAUAAGAAAUGCGUGCUGGAUGAUAUUAUUUCAGUGCUAGAGGAUCUCAGGCAGGCUGCCGUCUCCAAUAAGACAACAGCCAGGGUGCAAGUGAGGUAUCCCAACACUAAAUUAAAGGAUGGGAGGAACAGUUUUAUUGGACAUCAACUGGGCGGGGUAGUGGAAGUGCCAAACAGCAAAGACCAGCGGGUCAAGUCGGCCAGAGCCAUUCAAAUCACCUACUACCUCCAGACCUAUGGCUCUGCCACCCAAGACCUCAUAGGGGAGAAGUGGGAGAAUGAGUUCUGUAAGCUUAUGAGAAAGCUCCAGGAAGAGCAUCAAGACCUCCAGCUCUACUCUUUAGCAUCCUUUAGCCUCUGGAGAGACUUUCAUAAGAUCAGCAUCCUGGCCAGAAGCAAGGUCCUGGUGAGCCUUGUGCUGAUCCUGACCACAGCCACCCUCUCCAGCUCCAUGAAGGACUGCUUGCGGAGUAAGCCCUUCCUGGGCCUCCUGGGGGUGCUCACAGUGUGCAUCUCCAUCAUCACCGCAGCAGGGAUCUUCUUCAUCACCGAUGGAAAGUACAACUCCACCCUGCUGGGAAUCCCGUUCUUCGCCAUGGGUCAUGGAACUAAAGGAGUGUUUGAGCUUCUGUCUGGAUGGCGGAGAACCAAAGAGAACUUGCCCUUCAAAGACAGGAUAGCAGACGCCUAUUCUGAUGUGAUGGUCACCUAUACCAUGACCAGCUCCCUGUACUUCAUCACGUUUGGCAUGGGUGCCAGUCCAUUCACAAACAUCGAGGCUGUGAAGGUCUUCUGUCAAAACAUGUGUGUCUCCAUUCUGUUGAACUACUUCUACAUUUUCUCCUUCUUUGGCUCCUGUCUGGUCUUUGCUGGCCAACUAGAGCAAAACCGCUACCACAGCAUCUUUUGCUGUAAGAUCCCUUCUGCAGAAUACCUGGAUCGCAAACCUGUGUGGUUCCAGACAGUGAUGAGUGAUGGGCAUCAACAGACCUCCCAUCAUGAGACGAACCCCUAUCAGCACCACUUCAUUCAGCACUUCCUCCGUGAACAUUACAAUGAAUGGAUUACCAACAUAUAUGUGAAGCCAUUUGUCGUCAUCCUCUAUCUCAUUUAUGCUUCCUUCUCCUUCAUGGGGUGCUUACAGAUCAGUGACGGAGCCAACAUCAUCAAUCUACUAGCCAGUGAUUCACCAAGCGUUUCCUAUGCCAUGGUUCAGCAGAAAUAUUUCAGCAACUAUAGCCCUGUAAUAGGAUUCUAUGUAUAUGAGCCCCUAGAGUACUGGAACAGCAGCGUCCAGGAGGACCUAAGAAGACUCUGUAGUGGAUUCACUGCAGUCUCCUGGGUGGAGCAGUACUAUCAGUUCCUGAAGGCCAGCAACAUCAGUGCCAAUAACAAAAGUGACUUCAUUAGUGUCCUGCAAAGCUCAUUUUUAAAAAAGCCAGAGUUCCAGCAUUUUCGAAAUGAUAUCAUCUUCUCCAAGGCAGGGGAUGAAAACAACAUCAUUGCUUCUCGCUUGUAUCUGGUGGCCAGGACUAGCAGAGACAAGCAGAAGGAAGUCAUAGAAGUGUUGGAAAAGCUAAGGCCCCUAUCCCUCUCAAAGAGCAUCCGAUUCAUCGUGUUCAACCCCUCCUUUGUCUUCAUGGACCAUUACAGCUUGUCUGUCACAGUGCCUGUUCUGAUUGCAGGCUUUGGUGUUCUCCUGGUGUUAAUCCUGACUUUUUUCCUAGUGAUCCACCCUCUGGGAAACUUCUGGCUAAUUCUUAGCGUCACCUCAAUUGAGCUGGGCGUUCUGGGCCUAAUGACCUUAUGGAACGUCGACAUGGAUUGCAUUUCUAUCUUGUGCCUUAUCUACACCUUGAAUUUCGCCAUUGACCACUGUGCACCACUGCUUUACACAUUUGUACUAGCAACUGAGCACACCCGAACACAAUGUAUAAAAAGCUCCCUGCAAGAGCAUGGGACAGCCAUUUUGCAAAAUGUUACUUCUUUUCUUAUUGGGUUAGUCCCCCUUCUAUUUGUGCCUUCGAACCUGACCUUCACACUGUUCAAAUGCUUGCUGCUCACUGGGGGUUGCACACUUCUGCACUGUUUUGUUAUUUUACCUGUGUUCCUAACGUUUUUCCCCCCUUCCAAAAAGCACCACAAGAAAAAGAAACGUGCCAAGCGAAAGGAAAGAGAGGAAAUUGAAUGCAUAGAAAUUCAAGAGAACCCUGAUCAUGUCACCACAGUCUGAGGGGUAUAGACCAAUGGAUUAUUUUUCUUUUCCAGUAUUGCACAACGAUGCAGGGCAAGUAAAGCUCAGACCUCAGCUGCUUGGGCUGGCCAGGGGUAACAAGGCAAGUCAGACCAAGAAUGCAUUAUUCAUGACAUGUCAGGGUGUCUGCUUCUUGGGGGGAAGAGGGAAAAAAAAAGAAGGGAAAAGUUCUUUGCAAUCUUGUUCUCUGCUGAAAACAAGUUUCUGCAUGUAACCUGAGAGUACUUCCAAGGAAUGGACGAAUCAAUGGAGUGUUAAGAUAGCAGGCCAAAAGAACCAACUGCUUUUAAAAAUAAAAUGCUUAGGAGCAAUGGAGAAGCAAAGAAAGGUGUCCUUCAAAUCGGGGGAAAGACAUAGGAAAUGUCAAAAUUGCCAAGGCACUUUUCAUGUUUGUUUUUUGAACAGGUUGGUCAAAGGAAACCUAUGCACUUGGGAAGUACAUAUUUAAUACUGUCUAAACCAAAGGACUUCCCAAUCCACUUUAUGUGUACAUAUAUAUGUAUAUAUCCCAUAUAUACAUAUACUUAGAUUUGUCUUUAGUGUACAUUGACGUUUAUGUGGAGGGAGGUGUCCAUUUGCAGAUAGGAUGGUCUUUCCCUAGAAGGUCAAAUCAACCUUAGCCAAAUAUAUAGACUCAUUAAUAGCCAUUCUAAAUCAACCCAAGUGUCUCAGCAGUAAGUGUCAUUCAACUGUGGGAUGAGCAAAAUAAACAGAUGUGAGUUCAUUAGAUUAUGCAUAUCAUGUCAUCAUCAGUCAUCUAGACUUUUGCUUUGGAUGACUUAGCAAAAAAACACAAAAGGCAUUUGAAUUAAUUACUACAUGGACAAGGUUUACAGUUUCAUAUUAGAAAUAAACAGUUGAUAUGAAUUAUCAUUGGCUUUUACUGUAUUUGGAAGGCAGAUAUGGCUGUUUUCAGUGAGUUCACCCAACUGCAAAUGAGCGCUUUACACAGACUAUCCAUACAUGUGUCUAAAGGUGCACAAGUAUGUGUAUGUGAGUUGGGGUAUUCCAUAGUUAUGCCAUUCUUAUUUUAGAUAGGGAAAAUAACUGCCAUGGAAUAUGAAUAAUUAACAUAGGAGAAAGGAGACAUAACUAGGGACACUCGUAGAGUGAAAUAGAGUAAAGUGGGCCAUACCCACUCAUCACACGCCAUCUACUGGUUCUUAGUGUAAGGAAAAUAUUCUAAUCCUAUAAACUCUAGUAUAUUCCUUGCAUUAGUAUUUGGAACAUAAUCCAGGCCAUGAUCACCAUAGUGGUGGUCACUGUACCUACUGCAGUAUCAUUUUGUAGCUUCUUACAAUAGCAUUGCUCUUGCUCCCUGGAAAGUGCUCCUCAGCUGGCCUCUCCUAGGGUAAUCACAGCUCUCCACAGGUGGCAUAUUAACUGUAACUGCUGCUGAAUUCUUUCUCAAACAAAAGUACUGAGGUAAAUGUUUUCCUUAACUUAAAGUUUAAAACUACUCCCAAGCAGAUGGACUCAGCCCGUUGGGUGCUUGCUUGGACUAACGCUGUGCUUCCUGUCACAGAAAAUUACUAGAAAAUGCCUUUUCCCAUGCCAAGCAGUAACAUAAUUUAUUUCCAGGUAGGACAGAAUAAAUGUCCAGUGAUUACAAAAUCUGCUAGUAAGCUCUUUUACCUAGAAGAAAGCUACCGUUUCCCAUCAACUUUGUUUCUAUAUUUUAAUCAAAUUAAUAAUAUCUAAAAUAAUGAAACUCCUUGACUCAAUUAUGCUCAGAAAAAAGAAACAAACCAUUUCAUUCUUGUUAUCGUCUCUGGAAAUGAAGUUGGUAAACUAAUGAAGUUACAAAACAAGUGUACUUAGACAUAUAGCUUUCCAGAAUAUAAAAGGGAAAGGGAAUAGUCCCUAAAAUGAAAACAUUUAAGCAGCAUUUUAUUUAUUAAAUGGAGUUUGCUUUGUUUUGCCUUGAGGUAAUUGGGUUUCAACAGGAAAUGAUCUAUGUCUUCUCCAUUGUGUCAAUUUGAGUGUAAUAUCUAUAGAUUUCAUAACCAGAGGGUUAUUGUUUUUAUGUUAUUUGUAAAAUCAUGUCACAAAUAUCGCUAGCCUUUGGCCUCAAGAACUGCUGUGCUAGAAUGAACUGGUAUUUGGUAUGAGUAGCCUCCAGACCAUGAUCUCAUAUCUGUAAUAGAAGUUUCUGAGAUUUUUGGUUUGGGUUUUGAUUUUUUGGGGGGUGAGGGUUUUGCGGUGGGGGUACCGGGAGAUGGAGAAUUCCUCUUACAGAUUACCCAUCAUUUGUAAAGAUUCUAUUUUUUGGCAUCCCUUGCAAAACAUGGGAGAUAAUUGCUUAGAAAGUUCAUUAUCUAUCAUUCCUUUUCUUCCCAUUGUGUGCCACGCUCCACUCAUUCACCUAUUUUUUAAAAGACUGGCUAUUGGGUUAGUUUUUUGUUGGUUCCUAUAGACCAUUCCGCAUGCAAAGAAGAUUGACAGCCUGAUUUACAGAGAAAGAAUCAAACACAACGGUUGUCAAACGCAUGUGGAGGAAAUGGCAUAUCCUGCAAAACGACCAGGCAGUGCUAAUGUUACGUUUCCAUUCAGAUAGUCUCUAUUUGGAUAGGGAAAAAUGGUUCUUUUUUUUUUUUAGUGUAUGUCUUCAAGAAUCAAAGUGUCUAAGACAAAUAUGAAUUUCUCAUUGUUUGAGUGACUAGAGGGCAUUUUGGAAGGAACAUUAUCUUUUCCAGGACACAGUAGUUCUCUUUAGUGAACUGUAGCAAUAAUUUACUGAAAUGGAAUCCUUUGUUCUGGAAGAGUUAAUAUACCACCUAAAAUGCCUUAAUUCAGUCCUAGGAAGAAGUAAUUUAAUACUAAGAAGAAUCUAACAGAGCAUCAUCUGACCUCCACACCUCACUGUGAAACAGAUAUUUUCAAGAAUUCCAUUUCCUGAAUGCUAAGAUACAUCCCAAGAUAAGAGAUCAUGAUUUGCAGGUCACCCCCAAUCUCAACUUUUUUGGUAGUUUGUGUGCACCUCUCUCUAGUUUUUCAAGUUUACACUCAUUAUUUUGUUCAUUUGUAAAGUACUAAUGCCAUUCAAAUUAGGAACUUAUCUAUUGUCAGCAGAUGACCAGUCAACUCCUAGAAGAGGAGAAAUGUGUGGGAAAUAUGUCAGCUUUGUGUAAUAUUUUAUUUAAUUGAAAUAUGUAUGGCCUUAAAGUAAGAAGUUUGAAAAAAACACUCCUUUUCUGUAUUUAAACUGGAAUGUGGAUUUAUUUCCUUCCAUCAGAAUUUAAAUUUGAAUUAGAACGUAUCAUGUGAGUUCCACUCUCUUUGAUGUUAUAAACUUCAAAAAGGUAUUCACCUAAAUUACAUAAAGAGAUCAACUAAAAGUUAGAUUCUUAACUCCUUAUGGUUAAAGGUAAUCAUAUGUUAGACCAGGCUUAAUUCUUUUUAAUGAAAGUUAUGUUUAGAUAUUUUCCCAUGAAUUCUUGCAGUGACUAUAAACCUCUUUGAAGGUUGUGCAUAAGUAUUCUAUGAAAGAACUAUUCUCCUCUGUCAUUGUAUCAUGUUAGUCGCUCUUUCCCAUUUAUUUCCACAGAAUUUAGAUUUUUUACCUUGUGAGGUGAGAGGAAUAAUGAUGACAAGUGAAGUUUUAUGAUGCUAUUAUAGUUCUUCUUGAAUGUUGAAUUCAAGAGAGUAAAAGCUUUGUCCAUUUUGUAAUUAUCUAUUGCACUUUCCCAUAAUAAGCUAAUCCUUCUUGGCUUGUGGUUAGAGCUAGGGAUUAACUAUUGCCAUUCAGAAUUACAUGUAUUUUUAUAAGUUGACUAUAAAUAUCAUAAUUACAGUCACAUAUUUUUAUGACCAAAUAGUUAUGAAUGCACGGCACUAUGCAUGCAUCGUUAUUAAUAGUAUGUAGAUUAUUAAAGACACAAUUUUCAGAGUUAUUGCAACUUUUAUUAAAAUUCUUGCAUCAUCUAUCCAUAAAUGCCUCAUGGCUUUUGGUCCCAAGGGCCUAAAGUCCACAGAAAGUUCCAUUCCAAGGUAAGCAAUUUAAGAAUUGCCUUCCCUGGGUAUCAGUAGCAGCCACCUCUUCUAGAAUGGCCUUUGGAAAAUCCCAGAAGCCAAAUCUGGCUUCCAGGUAAAGGGCCUACCAUAUUCUGUAUUGGUUAGUAAAUAAAUAUACUUUUUUUGUCUUGUCUUUGCUAAUCUUAUGGUGAAUCAGGGAAUAUAAUGCCUUGAGAAUGGCAUUUAGAUACUGUCUCUUAGAGAUUGGAGAAUUCAAUGAUUUGCUCGGCAUCCUACCAGAGGAAUCUUUCUGUUCAGUCUGGUUUGCUGGUGUCUGCGAAUGGUAUUAGCAACCUUUGCAAAAAAUGAAUCUGAAAACUGUUACUUAUUUUUAAAAAGCCUCAGAAGCACUUUUCUUCCCUUUAAAAAAAAAAAAAGGUUUAGCUUUUUCUGGAUUACCAAAAUUUUAUAACAACUUUAUAACAUUGACACAAAACAUAUUUAUGGCUGAAUUGGUAUGCCCUUGAUAUCUCCCCAUCUUCAAUCUCAAUAUAAAAUUGAACAUCAUCACUGUGGUGCAGACCUUUACACUAAUAUUUUUAAGCAAUGAUCUACAGAUAUAUUGUAUAGGGAAAAAUCAAAUUUUUUACUACUUUGCCUGCAAUGAUAUUAACCCAAAUGAAAGCAGCAACAUCGUAAGUGAAAGCAACGAAGCCUCAUUGCAUGAGAUCCAUCAGGGUAGAGACUGUGUAUGGGUAUAGUAGCAGUAAAUUACCUUGACUUCUCAACUAAAGGAUCAAGGUUCAUGCACCAUCAUAUUUUACUUAGGAGCACAAGAAGUGGUGUUCUGUGUCUGAAGUGCUGUGGAGUUAGAUCAGGCAACAUUUGAAAUGAGACUGGAAGAUUAUUGAGAGAGGAGCCCACAUCUCAGAAAUCAAGAUGUCUGUAAGUAGGUGUGAUAGAACCAGUGGAAUAAUACCACAUAUUCUGUGAUUUAGAAUACAGUACAGCAGAAAGAAUCGUGUGGUGUCACAAAACUACAGAUUGUCAGCUGCUAGCGAUUGUCAUAGGCAAAUACAUCACACUUGAAGACUGUGUUCUUGUUUGUCAAAUUCACAACCUAAUCUUUGCUGUGGGAGGUGCAUCUGAAUUUCUAAGCACAAAGGAAGAGCCAUGGACUCUUUGUUAAAAGUGAAAAGCUAGGGAGACUCUGAAAAGCAGCUUAAAUUAAGCACUCAGAUAGGUAUCAUUCAUUCCCAGAGUUGCUCUCAUCAUUGACUAGAUUUUGUGGGUCUGUAACUCUUAAAUUAUAGAAAGCCAGCUCCUACUAUUUUUCCCUGCUUGAAAAUUUCCCUUAAGAAAAGUCUCACAGGUCAUGAUAAUUAUGAAGUCUUAAAAAUCAUAAGAAAACUUAAGGAACAGAGUAGGAAUCAACCACUGAUGAUGUGUGAUUCCUGCUGUGUAUGAUGUGAUUGUACUUAUCUGAGCUGAGGUUUUUAGAAGUCAUUUGUAACUGGACUCUGGUUUCCCAACAGCUAAUGACAUGGUCUGAUAGAGGAGCAUUGCGGUUUUCUUUCCCUCUGUUGAGACAGUUAUAGAGUAAGCACGUUACCCACAGGGCUCCAUCAAAUCAGUGUCGGGGGUGGGGGGGCGGAUCUAAUGCUUUGAAAGAUUGCAUUGAAGAAUUUCCUAGGAAUAACUACGAGAGUCUCUCAUGGAUGAAAGAUGAGUGGAAUUGAAUAAAAAUGUAUAACUUUUCAGUGCUAUAUAAAUUUAUAAAUUUAUUCUCAGUAGAGGCAGUCUACAGUAUGUUAUGGGGAGCAUUUAAAUUAUCUAAUGUAAUAUGGUUACUAGAAUCUCUCCCUGGACACUGAAAUACCUUCUAUCAUUUUAUCUGAGGAAUUCACUGGUUGUUGGUACAGAGCUGGAAAAAAAAAAAAAAAAACAGGCCCUCAUAUUCUUGCAUCUCCUGGUACAGUCUGCAACAUCUAUUUCAAGUAGAAUAAGGAAAUUUGGGCAUCUUUUUUCGCAAACAAAAAAUUGUGCUAUGAACUGAUAAAUUAGACCUUAAACUGGCCAAUGCAAAUAUUCCAAUGUUUUAGUAGAGUUUAAGCAACAACUUUAUUAUACUUUCCUGUUAAUUAUGCAUAUUCUUCAGUAAUAGACUGUUUUGCUGUUAACUAGUAGAUCUGUCACAGAUUGAAAAGGGCAGAGAUCUCUUCAAGCUACCUCAUAAGGGUAUUUAAAGACAAAAUGGCGUGCAAUCUUUGAUUAAAUGGCAAUAUCUUAAAGCCACAAAGCAAUAUUAUUUAUCAUCUUUCCUUGAUGUUCAUUCACUUUAUCAAAUUAGUCAAGGCAAAAUGUAAAAUGAGCACUCCUCUAUGCAGUCCCACAUUCUGGUUAACAUAAUAUUCAUUAAUAUAAAUCUCUCAGGGCAGUUGUCAGUUGUCUCUCUACAGAUAUCUCAGAACACAAAAAUUGACUCAGAAAGAAAGUAAUCUGACUUUAAGAAGAGGCAGUGGCCUACCUGGUAAGAUGCGCAAAUAAUCUAUGGAUAACUUCGGAAAAAAUUCCAAGUGCAUUUCACUUAUCACUUUUCUUGGAGGAAAAAAUACAUUUGUGUGUUUGUUUAUUUAUUUGUUUAAUUAUUCUAGGCAAAUAGAAAGUGACAAAAUUACCAUUAUUUGGCAUUUUACUUAAGUUUUCUUUUCCUCUGGAAGGCAUUGCUAUUAUUUUCUGCUAAAUUCAGGUUUUUAAAACGCAGGUCACUUAUGGAAACAUUAGCAUCAGUGAAAAGAAAACCCCUAGGGAGAAACAGAUUUCAUCCACGUAUAGGCAAAUUGUAGGAAUUAAAGUAAAAGUUAAGCAUUUUUUUUUUCUAAAACAACCCACUUGUUCUUAAUCCUAGCUAGACAAAUUGCUAAUUUCUACAGCAAAGAAAGAUGACUAAAUGUAUGAAAUUAUGAAAUUUUGAUGUAUUAACACUACAAACCUCAUGGCAAACCACCAAUUCCAGGUGUCUUUACCCAUAAGAAUAUUCUUUCUAAAAUGCUCUAUUACAUAUAGGUUCAUCCCAUUCAUGAAAACGGCUUCAUUUAUCAUGCCAAAAUACUACAAACAAAGCCAUUAUAGCAUUCUGCUCUGUAGUUCUGUACCUUGGGCUUCACAACUAAAGCUACCUUACCGAGGAAAGAUUAAAAACAAAUUUUGGACAAAAAUGUCAAAUCAAAAAAAAAAUUACCUAAGUUGUAUUUCCAUCCAAAAAAUCUGUGAAAUAGAAGACUGCUGUGUAGCCAUUUUAGAUCUCACCAAGAAGAAAAUAUUCUAAAAGUACCCAUUUUGGAUCUUACUAAGAACCAAAACCAAAAGUCCUUCCAAAGUUUCCAAUUCACUUAAAUUUGGUCCAUUAUCAAAACUUUCCUCUAUGUUGAUAAGUGAAAAAAUAGUCUGCAAACUAGUUUUUUCUUAACUAUAAUAGAAACAAAUAAAGUUAUUUCCCAUAGAUCUGAAUGUGUAAACAUACAUUUAAUAAUUAAAUGAAUCUCAUACCUUGGUCAAGGAAAAUUAUGUUCCAAAUAUUUAUUUGUUCUGGUUACCAUUAUUUUCAUAAUUUGGACACAUUGAAAUACAAUAAUUUUAGUUAAAUUGCUCAGAAUUGCUCUGCAUAAGAAACUUAUUAUCUAGAGCUUAAAGGUAAAAAUCUUAAGAAAAAUAGCAAUUAAAUCUUAGCUACUUGGAAAACAAUGUCAUCAAAGUUGUAUUUACCACAGUGCCACUAGGCAAAGUUAAACACAGCAUUUCUGGCUGUCUUGACGUUUUAGUUUAACAAAAGAAAUCUAGUUCCAUUAGUUAUAAUAAGAAAUAAUUUAUAUAUUAAAAUAGUGAUAAAUUAUACAUGUGUAUAUUCUGUAGUUCUUAGGGUCAUAUACAAGGUCUUUUAAAAUCACAACCUCAAAUGCUGUAAAAGCUAGGUGAUUCUUAAAUUUACCAGACUUUCCUUCAUUUUUUAUUGACAGUAUUAAAUGUCACAAGGAAUAUCAUAAUAUGCAACUUAUUCCUCUUAUUUCAGUGAGAUCCUCAAGCGUGCUACCUUUUCGGGAAAGAUUUUUCUAGGCUACGAAUUAAACUUCCUAAACAAAACAUCUUAUAACAUCACAAUGUAAAAUAACAUAAUCUAUGCUUUUUUAGUCUUUUAUUGAAUCACGUGCUCUAAAAUGUAUAAUGUAAAUUUUUAUCCUUUAAACCUUCAAGAAUACACACAUUAAAAGUAAUACUGCGAUAAUAUAUAUCAAUUAUCUCUACGUGGUUAAGAUAAAGCAUUCUGAAGCAAAUACAAAAUGUCUUAGCAUUCCUGAGAGAUAUUUUUAUGAAUCCCUACGUUCACAAGUAUCUCUUAGACAAAUAUGUUACUAAAGUAUUAAUAAAAGAUUUAGAUAGCACUUUAAGACCCCUUAAUAAUUACAUUACCUUCAAAUCUAAAGCAAUUUAUAAUCACGUCAAAUAAAUUCUACCUAAAAUUUCUCACUGCAUUACAUUGCAUUAUUGUAGUAAUAUUAUCUGUAAAAAUACUUGAGCCAACAUUUUUCUCACCAUAUGAGAGCUGCAGAAUAUGGAGACAAUAAGUAAGCCAGCCACUAUUCAGUAGUACCCACAGAUUACUCACAAAGCACAUCCCUUUGGCUGCACACUGUACAGCUUCAAGCCUGGGCAUAAUUGUUCAUGGGCUGUCAGCACCACUUCUAAGUCACUAAAGUCAAUACUGUUAAAUAUUUCAGUAUCUAAGUCGACUAUAUUUUGAUGAAUAAUGUUGUGUCAUUAUAAAUAAUGCAUAGAUAACCAACAUUCAAAAUAUUUAAAUUCACUUGAUACCAAAAAUAUACUUAAACUAUUUAACAUUCCACAACUCACUUCAAAAGCUUUGUCAUUGCAAAGCUUUCCUCAUUAUUGACAUAUAAUGAGGAGACAAAAGAAGUCUUAGUAACAUUUCAUUUUAUAUAGUUUUCCAUAUGCUUUCUUAACAACAAGGUUGCCUUUAUGUCUUUCAUGGAAAUGUUUGGACUUAUUCAAUAGCCAUUUUCCUGUCUAAUUUUAGUAUUGUAAUCAUUAAUUUUAUUCUGCUUUUUCCCUUUGUUUAAAUAUGUUCAACUUUUAUCAUUUCUAAAGUAACUUUUCCUUAGCGUCAUUAAAACAUGUAUUCUCUUUUAGGUAAAAAUAAGCAUGGCUAGAAAGGAAUGAAAUACAAAUUUAGCAAAACACUAUUCAUUGUCACUUAUAUGUGCUUCAAGCUGAAAUUCUCCACUGAUUUUAUUUUUAAAAUGGCAACUGACAUGGAAAACUACGCACUCUAUGUCUGCUUUGCAGACAUUCAAUAAAUCACUGUUCAAUGAAGAAAAAUAUAACUUCUCCAGCUUCUGACUUGUUUGCUUAUGACCUAAUGAAAAGUAAGUUAUUUAAUAAUCUCCAUCUUUGAGAGCCCAUAUUCAGAAGCUUUUGUUGUUGUUUUGUUUUAUUUUCUAGAAUUUUCCUAUGUAGCCAGUUACACAGGAAUAAGGCCCCAUACAAAUAAAAAAUUUUAGGUUUAUUGAUAAUAACUGUCCUUUCCAAUAAGUUAAAAUACUAGAGCCUAGAGCUAUACACAUCUUGAUAGUAAAAUAAAGAGGAAUGUGAUCUAACAUAAAGAAAACAUUAAGGACAAGGGUGAUUUUUUUU